Psylliodes chrysocephalus is the source of this 1692-nucleotide messenger RNA. Lineage: Eukaryota; Metazoa; Arthropoda; Insecta; Coleoptera; Chrysomelidae. The record is from the annotation of a GenBank genome assembly.
ACCUAAAAUAUUAAUUAAUAUUUAUAUUAUAUUUACGUGAUAUUUUGAUGUUUCUGAAUUUUUAAAAAUAAUUAUGAAGUUGAAUAAAAUUUGUAGAACUUGCCUUUUAGAGAAAGCUAAUUUAAAACCUUUAUUUGAGGCGUGUGUACCAAAUAUGUUAAUGUCUUGUGCUUCAAUACAAGUAAUACAAGGUGAUGGUUUACCUAAUCAAAUAUGUACACAGUGUCUCCAGAAUGUAAACAGGUCAUACACUUUUAAACAACUUUGUGAAAAAUCGGAUAUGGAGCUAAGAAAUUACUUAAAUAUAAGCCUACAGACAAUUUCAUUACCUACAGAUAACAUAAUGAACGAAGUAAAAUCAGAUUUAUUUAACACCAGCGAAGUUUUGCAGCAAAGUUCAUUAUUUCAAGAUAUUUUUAAUGAUGCAACCACUCAUUCUUUUGUAGAAACAUUUACCAAUCAAAAUACUAGCACAGAUUUAGCUGAAACUAUGCAAAGUCUGCAAACAAUUGCUGAACAGUGCCUACCUGACUCAUGGGAAAGUGAUGCUAAUAUUGUUCCAUGUAACUCUAAUGAGGCUACAGAUAAUUUUAAUUUAGGGCCAAUUUAUAAGUGUCAAUUUUGUGAAAAUAUUUUUAAAGAUGAAUGGUCUUUAUCUGAUCAUAUUAAAAAUCACACUGUGCAAAAUAAGUUUUUUUGCAACAUAUGCGAUAAAAUCUGUGACGAUUCCAAUGAAUUAAAUAAGCAUAUUCUGGAACAUACAUUUGUAAAUGAUAAAAGUCACUUAAAUCAUCCACAUACAAAAGUUUCCAAAAACUUGAGGUGCCAUAUAUGCUUCACAGAAACCAGAUGUUUGAAAAAGCACUUAAAGGAAAUACAUUUUAUUGAAACUGUACAUGGAAUAGACGUUGAAAAAAAAUUUGGCUGUAAUAUUUGCGGAAAAAGAUACAGACAAAACAAACUUCUAUCAGUUCAUAUGAGGAUACAUACAGGAGAACGUCCUCUGAGUUGUGAUAUUUGCGGAAGGACUUUUGCAUUAUCUUCGUCUCUGCACAAACAUAAAAAUAUACAUAAUGGCGAGAAAAAGUACGAAUGUAAUAUAUGUAAUAAAAAAUUUAGCCAAUCGUCGCAUUUAAAUGUUCACAUACGUAAUCACACGGGACAAAAUAAACCUCAUAUAUGUAACAUAUGUGGGAAAAAUUUUACUAUGAAUUCAAAAUUAGUGGCGCAUAUGCGAAUUCAUACAGGAAUUAAACAGUACACUUGUGAUUUUUGUAAAAUGUCUUUUGCGACUAAUAGUCAAUUAAAAAAACAUAGUAUGAUUCACACUGGAGAGAAGCCUUAUCCCUGUUGGCAAUGCGGUAGAUCAUUUAGACGUAAGGAAACUAGAGAUACUCAUCUGCGAUAUCACACUGGAGAAAGACCAUAUACAUGUGCGAUAUGUUCAAAGAAAUACGUAGCUGCUAGCCACUUACGAGGGCACAUGAAAACUCACAGUAAUGACAGGAAACAUGAGUGCAUGAUAUGCCUUCAAAAAUUUUUCGAUUCUAAGACACUGAAAAACCACUUACAUACCCACUCUGGUCAGAAGCCAUAUCGAUGUCAUUUUUGUUCCAAAGAAUUUUCACAAAAUGGUUCUCUUUUAACUCACAUCAAAAAUUUUCAUAGUCAAUAAAAAAAUUAAGAAAGUAA